Messenger RNA from Varanus komodoensis (Komodo dragon), 3156 nucleotides. It is a transcript of the gene BRDT, whose product is annotated as bromodomain testis associated. Gene Ontology annotation, cellular component: chromatin; nucleus. The record is from RefSeq and is a predicted model, not a curated record. The transcript is spliced from 19 exons. Lineage: Eukaryota; Metazoa; Chordata; Lepidosauria; Squamata; Varanidae. Gene Ontology annotation, biological process: positive regulation of transcription elongation by RNA polymerase II; chromatin remodeling.
AUGACCACUCCAAGUGAACAGAAUAUGACAAUUGUCAAUCCUCCCCCUCCAAAAUACAUCAAUACCCAAGGAACUGGACGGUUAACAAACCAGCUUCAAUAUUUGCAAAGAGUUGUCAUAAAAGCAAUGUGGAAGCAUAACUUCUCCUGGCCAUUUCAUCAGCCUGUAGAUGCUGCAGGUCUAAACCUUCCAGAUUAUUAUAAUAUUAUUAAAAAACCAAUGGACCUGACUACAAUUCAGAAACGUCUGGAACACAACUAUUACACAUGUGCUGCAGAAUGUAUUGAAAACUUUAAAACGAUGUUUGCAAAUUGCUAUUUGUAUAACAAGCCAGGUGAUGACAUUGUUUUCAUGGCCCAGGAGCUAGAAAAAGUUUUUCUGCAGAAAGUUGCCCAGAUGCCUGCAGAGGAGAAAAUGGUAGUGAUCAAUAAAGGGAAAAGGAAAGCGAAAAAGGCAGAUGUUGCUGAAGAAUCUGAACUGGGAAUCCCACCAGUUAAGCAAAGCCAACAGGCAAAGCCAGCUAGGAAAGUUAAACAGUUUCAGAUGAUGAAGACCAUGCCACAGCAGCUUCUCCCAGAACCCUCACCGGUGAUUCUGUCCUCAAAUAUAAUGCCAGCCACUGAAACAGUAACCAAAGGUGUGAAAAGGAAGGCUGAUACCACUACUGAAAACAUCCCAGCAAGCAGUGAAUCCUCUCCAGCACUCAAUGAUCCCAAAGUCGUCAAGAUUUCCUCUACAGAAGAAUGUGAAGAAGAGUUCCUAUUGAACAGAGGCUUGGCAGACCAGCAACCACCACAACUCAUAAAAAACACAAAGUUAUCAGACUCCUUAAAAUACUGUAAUGAGAUCCUCCAAGAAUUGUUUUCCAAAGAGCACAUAGCAUAUGCUUGGCCCUUUUAUAAACCAGUAGAUGUUACAGCCUUGGGACUCGAGGAUUAUCAUGAUGUUAUUAAAUAUCCCAUGGAUCUUGGAACCAUUAAAAAGAAAAUGGAAAAUCGUGAGUAUAAAGAGACACAAGAAUUUGCUGCUGAUAUUAGGCUAAUGUUUAUGAACUGCUACAGAUACAACUCUCCAGACCACGAGGUGGUGGCAAUGGCAAGGAAACUCCAGGAUGUCUUUGAGAUGCAAUUUGCCAAAAUUCCUGAUGAGCCAGCUAUCUGUAGGCCUCUGCUGCAGCCUCUCACAAGGACGGUGGCACCUCUUUCAAGUGAAAGCAGCAGCGACACUUCCUCAGAGGACUCGGAAGAAGAGAGAACAAGACGCCUUGCAGAGCUCCAGGAUCAACUUAAGGCGGUUCAUCAGCAAUUGCAAGCUUUGGCUAAAACAACCUUACCCAGGCUAAAAAAGAGGAAGAAAGGAAAAUCCAAAAAGGAGAAAAGAAAAACCAAAGUCAGAAACAGGAUUGGGAUUCAAAAGAAGAGAAAGAUGAAGCAAAUGAAGAAGCUGAAGAGGAAAAUGGCUUUGAACAUUUGUUCAAAGAAGAUCAAGCGAGAAGAGGAACCAGCACACAAGUCUGAGGAAGAGGAUAACACCAAGCCUAUGAGCUAUGAUGAAAAGAGGCAGUUAAGUUUGGACAUAAAUAAACUCCCUGGAGAGAAACUUGGCAGAGUGGUCUAUAUUAUUCAGUCAAGGGAACCUUCACUGAGACACUCAAAUCCUGAUGAAAUAGAAAUAGACUUUGAAAGUCUCAAAGCCUCAACACUAAGAGAACUAGAGAGAUACGUAAUGGCUUGUUUGAGAAAAAGGCCGAAAAAACAUGGUGUGUAUGUAUUGAAAAAAUUGAAGCAACUUAAUUUUGAGAAGAAAGAAGAAUUAGAAAGGAGGCUGCUGGAUGUCAGCUCUAAAAAGCAGAGUGCAAAAUGUAGGUGAACCUUCUACAAUGAAGUAUUGCCCUAUCUCGCAGCUGCAAAUAAUGCUGUCCCAAAGUCCAUUGGAGGCCCAAGCCGGCUGAGUGAAAGCAGCAGCAGCAGUAGCAGCAGCAGCAGCAGUAGCAGCUGCAGCAGCGGUGGCAACACCUCCUCUGACACAGCAAGCACCAGCAAUGACUCCUCCAGCUCCUCUGAAAGCAGUGAUUCUGAUUCAGAAACUUGCUUCAAACAAAAUGGAAAUGGCAAAAGAUAUUUGUUUUGCAGGGAGCAGCUUAAGAUGCCGGUGCUAUAUCCAAGGAUGACCUGCAAUAUUGUUCCUCAACGACAGAAUACUUCUGCUAGUGCACAGUCUCAAAGAUUAGCAAAAAUGAGGCUGCACCAGCAGUUGCUGCAACAAACCCAACUUUUACAGCAUACUCCACUUAAACUCCAAGAGCAGAGCAGCCCAUCUCCUUCAGGAAUAGUAGCUGUCGUGUCCCCAUUGCACUGCACUCCAGCUCAACAAGGACCUUCAAGCAGCUUACUGGUAGCAAAGUCUUCCAAUAUUCAAUCCCCUCCUAUGCGUUCAGAGGUAUCUUGUUCCUCUUCCUCCCCAAAUAUCCACUUGCAUGCUACCAAAGAAAUGAGACAGUUACUGCUACAGCCGGCUCAACCACCUGCUCUCUGCACUAAAACCUCUUUGCGGACGGUCAGCAGCAACACUAUUAAACAAGAAGAACAACUGAAGACUAGUUUUCCAGAUGGUUUGUGUGGGCAACGAAUGACUGAUUCUGCACAUGCCACUGUUCCUGCAAGCUGUUCCAAUAACUGCGGGGAUAAAAAAAAGAGAGAUUCUAAACCUCAUAUUCCUGUAGCAAAGGACAUAAAAGUCAAACAUGCAGCUUCCUGGACAAGUUUAGGUAAGAUGAUACCUGCUCCAACCUCUAUCAAAUCCUCCAGUGAAAGUUUCAGGCAGUUCCAGAAAGCAGCCCUAGAAAAAGAAGAGAGUGAGUGGGCAAAGGAACGAAAAAGGCAAUUGGAGCAAUCUGAGAGGAAACUGAGAAACCUCCCUCAGGAAAAAGAGAGACACAUUGGAGAAACAGAUUUGAAAGCCACUGCAGGAAAAGCAAGCGGUUCACCUGCAAAAGUAGAAGCAUCUACAAAAGAGCAACUUUGCUCACCACAAAAUCUUGUUGCAGACCGUAACUUGGCAAGAAAAAUGGAACAAGAACGCAGGAGGAGAGAAGCGCUCACGGGAAAGGAGGAAAGUGCAUUUAUUGAAGCACAGUUUGGCAGCAGGGAAGGAUAG